GCAGUUAAUUCGAUGUAUGAUCAUUAUCAUCGAGCGCCAUGGAAUCAGAUCAAAGUUGUGGUUUUGAAAUAUCUCCUGGGGGUUCACAGUAUUGGAUCCCUGAAUGUUCACCCGAAAAGAAACCUCUUGUUGGGAUGAUAUUUGUGAAUCUAGAUGCUGCCUUUAAGUUUUACAAAGACUAUGCAGCUGAGUUGGGGUUUACUAAACGUCAUCAUACAUCAAAGAAGGCCAGAGAUGGGCAUAUUUUGAUGAAGUAUAUUGUAUGUAGUAGAGCUGGUUUUAAGAAUAAUACUUGUCCUCCUGUUUCAGAUACCAAUGUUGCUGGUUCUGAAGGUUGCCUAACAAAUAGGAAGAGUGUCUAAUAGGACGGAUACCAAUGUUGCUGGUUCUGAAGGUUGCCCAUCAAAUAAGAAAAGAGUAUCUAAUAGGAUUGGAUGUAAAGCCAUGUUAACUCUGAAAUAUUCUGGAUUUAAAGGGUACUCAGUUUUUGCAUUUGAACAACGCCACAAUCAUUCGAUGUGCUCUGAAUUAUCCAAACAAUUUCUAAAGGUGAACAGAAAUUUAGACCUUGGACAUCAGAAGUUUUUUUAAAUUGUUUUAGAGCAAAUAUUGGCACAAUGAAGUCAUAUCGGCUAUAUAAGGAGACUGUUGGGGGAUAUUCUAAUAUUGGUGCUACAACUGUGGAUUUCAAGAAUUUCAAGCGUGAUCUUAUGGCUUAUAUAGCUGGUGUUGAUGCCCAAAUUGUCAUUGACAAAUUAUUCAGGAAGCAAGAGGUGUCUUCUACUUUCUUUUUUGACUAUGAUGUGGAUGAUAGUGACCAGUUAACAAGGUUGUUUUGGGCUGAUCCUACUUGCCGCAAGAAUUAUGCAUUGUU
Cuscuta europaea is the source of this 874-nucleotide messenger RNA. NCBI's taxonomy places the organism in Eukaryota, Viridiplantae, Streptophyta, Magnoliopsida, Solanales, Convolvulaceae. The record is from the annotation of a GenBank genome assembly.